Molecule: messenger RNA, 1212 nt
Organism: Peronospora farinosa
Lineage: Eukaryota; Oomycota; Peronosporomycetes; Peronosporales; Peronosporaceae
Source: the annotation of a GenBank genome assembly
AUGUCUGCAGGCCGCUAUGAGAUGGAAUCAUCGCUGCGUGCAUCCUUCUUUGGUGAUAUCCUGCUGUGCCGAGAUCGAAUCACGCUCGAACGUGUGGUAGUAAAGUCAGCGGACUUGUACUUGGCACUGCAUCAGACGUCGCGUUCGCAGGAACUCGUGCAGGAAAACGUGCAGCUUGAGGUGGAGGUACUGAAUCACGUGCGUGCACUGGGCGGCCACCCGAACGUCAUCAACAUGCACAGCUACUUCGUCGUCAAUGGCGUGUUGCAUGUGGUGUUGGAUUACUGUGAGGGUGGUGACCUGCUGGAUGCGUACGUGCAGCCGCCCAGCACAGCAGACAAGAGCGGUAAUAGCAAUUGCAAUCACGACAACAACAAUCAGAAAGAGGACACAGCCGUAGCCAGAGGAGCACAAGUAAUACAUGCACAGAGCCCAGAAGACGAGAACAAAGAGGACCGCAACGGACUCUUCUUGAACGGCGCGGACGGAUUCAACCGCCUGCACGAGAGCGUGGCACACAAGUACCUGGUAGAUGUGCUGUCUGGACUGCGCUUCCUGCACAGCUACGGUAUCGCACAUCGAGACGUGAGUCUCGAAAACAUUCUGAUGCGCAAUGGGUGCGCUGUGAUUACGGAUUUUGGACUGUGUGUGCAGGACGCGUCAUUGUCAUUGUCGUCGUCGGACAGUUCGACGGCCAGCGAGUUCCGCUGCGAAGAGAUGGUGGGUAAGAAUUACUACAUGGCACCAGAGAUUGUGGCCCAUGAACGCUACGACCCCAGGCGCGCCGACAUUUGGUCGACGGGCAUCGCUUUCUUCAUCCUGUUGACAUCAUCACCACCAUUUGAGCGGGCGGACCCGUCGGAUCCGGGCUUUCGGUACGUAGCGAAAUGCGGUAUCAAGGCAGUGUUCACGGCAUGGGGUCUCGAUCAGGAAGUAUCAGAAGAGAUGCAAGAUUUGUUGGGACGAAUGUUGUGCGUGGACCCAGAGGAGCGUAUUACGAUGGAUGAGACGUGGCAGCAUCCGGUGCUGCAGCGAACCAUAAAGACCGAAAGCCACAUCGAUCGCAUCGCUAUUGCCAAAUACCAUCAACGUCAAAGCAUCGGGCAUAGUUUAUUGCAGUUUGCCAUCGCGACUUUGCGUGUAAACAGCUGCUGGGCAGCAGUUCUGGGGCUUGAGAUGGACAAGGCAAAUGUGCGGGAUGUUGCGGUGUAA